UGUUGCGAAUAGAACAGUAGCUGUGGGUCGAGUGGCGACAAGUGACAACAGUAACACAAGGAAGGAGCUGUGCUGCGCAUUUUGGGAGCGCGUUAGUGGUGUCAUCGACGGCGGCUAGACGAAACACCCGUCGCAUUGCGGUGACGCCGCGGGUUAGUCCGGCUCCGGUGGUUUUGGUAGUUCUGGGACUGAGUGGAAACGGGUGUGAAUAGCGAGCUGGCUGUACGGAGUUUGGAGAAGCGCGAAUUCAGGCAAUCAGGAAUUUUUGUGAGACGGAAGUUCCAGGAUGAUAUCACUGUGAUACCUGGAGAUCUGUCAGCCCCAGAAUGGCUACGGCAAAGAAGAGGUCAACUUCAAAGGCGGGGGGGGUCCGCUUCUCUGAGGACACCAGCGCCCACUCCCAUGUCCAUUUUGAUGAGAAGCUGCAUGACUCCGUCGUCAUGGUGAUUCCCGAGGUGGAUGGCAACUUCCUAGUGAAGGUGGGCUUUCUGAAGAUCCAGCAUAAGUACGAGAUUGUGUUCACGCUCCCGGAAGUGCCGGCCUUGGGGAGGGAUGUCUGCCCGGCGCCGGUGCCAAACCCCCACCUCAGUGUUACGGACAUCAGGCAUGCGGCAGAGGGUGGUCUGCAGGUGACCUGUGAGUACCUGGCCCACCAGGAGGGGGUUCUGCAGGAGGACGUCAUUCUGGUGAGCGAGAGCAAGGAAGACGCCUCUGUGCGGGUCAGGCUGCAGGCCCGUGUUAUGGACCGCCAUCACGGGACGCCCAUGCUGCUGGAGGGGGUGCGGUGCGUGGGGAUGGAGCUGGAGUACGACUCGGAGCAGAGCGACUGGCAGGGUUUCGACUAGCCUGUCCUCCCUCAUCCCUGUCAUGGAUACACAGGUUGAAAACUGCUGCCCUUGCAGCAGACAGACAAAUCAGUUAAAUUGAUGUGACUGCACACACUCAAUGUAUACCUGUAGAAAUGGACUGUUAAUACACACACACACAUACGCUCUUGCUGCCACAGAUCUAACCCACGCACAUGCAUGCGAAAAGUGGAAGCUAUCUUUUUCACGUGUUAUAUUGACUCUGAAGAAUGCCACUGUGAAUCCAUUCAGAACAAGGGAAGGUUGGAGGCUGAGGGAUCUUCUCCUGUUUCACAGGAAUAAUUCUGCAUCGUAAAUACAGAAUAACAUUGUCUUCAUUUAUGUACGAUUUAUUUUUAUGGCCCGACAAUGUCUACUACUUUUUUUUUGCUCUCUAAAAGUGCAGAGCUUCUGCAAUAUAGCCACAAGGGGUCGCCCAAGAGAAUAUGUGGUGUUCGUCUGGUACUGCCGUUGUGUGAUUUAUUUUUAUUUUUUUCUGCUUUGCCUUGUUUCUCUGUAGUGAUUUAGUAAAUACCAUUCUGCAUCCGAAUCAGAAGGAGAGUGAUGAACUGACAGUGUCUCCCAGUGUCCCCCAUGAUACCAUUACCAGUCUUUGAACUGCUUCAGUACAGUCAAGGAAAUUUUUUUUUUUAUUUCAUUAGCAGUAGUAGUAUUUUACCUUAGCUGUGCAUAUAUUAGCACUUCGGAUCCAGCUCACAUUGUCCCAUAUUCACUGAUAAUAUGAUAUAUUAAAAUUUGUUUCCUGGGCGGGAUGCUGAACCUUCCUGCUUCCCUUUGUGUAUGUGUGGGGGGGGUGAGGGGGGUUCUGGUAUUGUAUGCCAUUCGUCACUAUGCCCUGGUGCAUAUGAAGAAUAUUCCUCAUCUAAAGUGCCUGAGACAUCUUCAGCUAACUGCCCCCAGUCCAGAAUCAGCUUUUUCAUAAAAAUAGAAGGUUAGUCCGAGGAAAUGCUCGUGUGUAUUGGCUUGGUCUAACGGCGCAUCGGACGAGCCUAAGGAUUUUCAUUAAUUCAUUUCUUGAUUGUGAUCUAAAAAAAAAAAAACAUCCCACAAUCCUGUACUGGAUGAGUGACUGGAAGGCAGAUGCUUGGAGUACAUAUUCACACACAAAAAUCUACUGCUUUUUUCGUUCCUAAUUACCAUUAGACCUGGGGGCUCGCUGACCAUCUUUCACCUGGGAAAUCAAACUAUGCAGAGCUAAUGUUCCAGAAGCAGGAAUGUCAUCAAGCCUUAUGUAAAAGACAACAGUUUUAUCUCAAGAUCGUGGUUUUGUGUGCCUCUCUGUUUUGUACUGUUUAGAAAGUAAUUCCAAUGCAUUCAGAUUUGCAGAAAUUAUUUCCAAUAUUAUUGUAUUUUUUGUCAUGUUUUUCCAAUGAAAAAUAAAAGCAGUGUUUGUCAACCGUCGUAUGGUUCGCUUAUCAGUACCGCAAGGGGGUGUGCUGUGGAUGUAACAGUUGAUGUGUUAAGUGAACAUUAAGAGAUGUUCUCAUUGUGUUGAUUUGCUAUGACCCUGUAUGCAUGAUUGUCAUAGGGCCAUAUAUGUGUAGCACUGAUCAGUUAUUUCAUUUGAAGGCCACAACACUUAAUGAGUUGAUUUGGGCAAAAUAUCAACAGAUGGUGUGAAUAAUUCUUUUUAAGUGAAAGUAACGUAAAAAGCUGCUUUACUUCCAUUGGAAAUACAAUUGUAUGUGUGAACAUUGUAUUGUACUUUGUUAGUUAUCCUCCAGCAAUAUAAAAAGUAUAUUACAAUGCUUUUUAAUUUUUAUUAUAAGGUCACUUUUAAGCAGUAUGUUUGUGUAAUAAAAAUAUGUAGCUGUGA
Paramormyrops kingsleyae is the source of this 2682-nucleotide messenger RNA. It is a transcript of the gene adisspb, whose product is annotated as adipose secreted signaling protein. Lineage: Eukaryota; Metazoa; Chordata; Actinopteri; Osteoglossiformes; Mormyridae. The record is from RefSeq and is a predicted model, not a curated record.